Molecule: messenger RNA, 978 nt
Organism: Acanthosepion pharaonis
Lineage: Eukaryota; Metazoa; Mollusca; Cephalopoda; Sepiida; Sepiidae
Source: the annotation of a GenBank genome assembly
AUGGCCGUUCCCCUUCUCUUCUCUCCUCGACCUUCCCUGUCCCCGGCCUUCCAAUCUCAGGUCUUCUUCCACUUUUUAAUUUUUUUUAUUCUCUUUCGCACUCGUCUUUUUUCUUUUCUCGGUGAAUUUCUGUUUUUUUUUUUUAAUUUCCGUCUUCCUUUUUGUAGUUUAUUUCCCUUCUCUUUUUGUACCCCCACCCUUUCUCAUAUAUCAUUUAUUAUUCGUUUAAUUCUUCUUCUUAUCUUCCUUUCUUUUUCUACGUUCUAUUCUUUAAAAUUUUUGCUUUUACGUUUGUUUCUCUCCUCUGUUUUUCUUUCUUUGAAACUCUCUCUUAAAAACAAACUCUCUUUCUCAUUUCUUUUUCUCUUCUCGUUCAUUCAUAAUCUAUAUAUUUUUCUGUUUCCGUCUUUCAUCUUUAUUCUAAUCAUCCUCUUUCGUCCUUUAGUUUCCAUUUUCUCUUUUAUUUUUCCCCAAUCUCCCGCAUCUUUUUCUCUUUCUUCUUUGUAUCUGUUUCUUUCUUACUGCUUCAUCUUUUCUUUCCCCAUCUCUUUCCUAAUUAGCUCCUCUCGUUCAAUUCGAUUUAUUCUCCAUUACAUACUCUCUCACCUACCCCCUUAUUUCAUUUCUUAUCAUUCUCUUUUAAAAUCUUCUCUCUCUCAUUUUCUUUCUUUCUUUCACUGUUUCUAUUGUUUUUUAGUUUAUGUAUCUUUCUCGGUCUUUUUGUUUACAUCUCUCUUUCACUUUUCUUGUUUAUGUCUAGCUCUUUUUGUUUGUUUUUCUCUUUCUCAGUCUUACUUUCUCCCUUUCUCAGUUUUGUUUCUCUUUCAGUCCCCCCCUCUCAGUUCUGUUUUUACUCUUUCUUUUCCCUAUUUUUCCAUCUCUCUCUCUUUCACUUUUCAGUCUAUUGAUCAUAUCCAUCUAUCUCGAUUUGAAUUUUCAUAUCUACCUAUUGAUACCCGGUUUAAACAUUUCUGUUAG